This is a messenger RNA of Dovyalis caffra, 522 nucleotides long. NCBI's taxonomy places the organism in Eukaryota, Viridiplantae, Streptophyta, Magnoliopsida, Malpighiales, Salicaceae. The record is from the annotation of a GenBank genome assembly.
AUGAUCAGGAAUUGUGAGUCACUGAAGUGCUUCCAGCUGGAGUUAUUCCGCAAAUUAGAGAGGCUUGAGAUCGAGAAAUGUCAAAAUCUAGAAUCGCUUUGUAUGGGCGAUGGACCUCCUGGUGAUUUUACAUCCCUUCGUUCUUUAUCAAUCUAUAAUUGCCCUAGUUUCGUAACUUUUGCUGAAGGAGGAUUAUCUGCCCCAAAUUUGACAUACGUUCGACUAUGGGGUUGCAGCAAAUUGAAGUCCCUGCCAGAGAGUAUGCAUUCCCUCCUCCCUUCCCUUGAGAUUUUGGAAUUGCAUUCACUUCCAGAAGUUCAUUCAUUUCCAAACGGGGCUUUGCCCUCCUCCCUUUCUUCUCUUGAAAUCGUCGAUUGUCCUUUGCUGGAGCAAAGGGCGUUUAGCUCAGAGAUUUCUAAAUGUCCUAUUUGUCAGCGUCCUUCAGUCACCGAAAGGCGCAACCAUCCAUCUGUACCCCAUUAUGAUGCAUCGAUGGCUGGAAGAAUGCAGGGUCAUGUGUAG